Solanum tuberosum (potato) is the source of this 412-nucleotide messenger RNA. RefSeq lists its product as uncharacterized. The record is from RefSeq and is a predicted model, not a curated record. Lineage: Eukaryota; Viridiplantae; Streptophyta; Magnoliopsida; Solanales; Solanaceae. The coding region runs from base 27 to 329 and encodes 100 amino acids. The transcript is spliced from 3 exons.
UGACAUUAGCUUCAGAACAAGUACAGAUGGUGCACGUGCUCGGAGAUGCCGAAGCAAAGGCUGUAGAACUCAAGACACAAACCAAAAAGUUGGAAAAUUACUGUGAAGAUUUAGCAAGCAUUGCUAAAAAGCUAAAGCUACAGAAGAAAGUCUUGGACGUUAGAAUGAAGCUUUCACUAGAAUUCCUGUUGAAGCUAAGCUUUCACUACACAUCAAUGAAUGAAGAUUAUAGCUAUUUGUUUCAUCUCCUUGAGUUAAGCUGUUGUGCGGGGUGCAGUGGAGUAGAAGUACACGUGGUUAUCUGGGUUGUUGCACAAUAUCAAACCUAGCAACAACUUCUUUAUUGUCAAGUCACAACUGUCGUUUAACGCAUGUGACAUAUAAGAAUUUAAAGGAUUUUACUCUGAUCCAG